Molecule: messenger RNA, 5118 nt
Organism: Ornithorhynchus anatinus (platypus)
Lineage: Eukaryota; Metazoa; Chordata; Mammalia; Monotremata; Ornithorhynchidae
Gene: ZNF800
Product: zinc finger protein 800
Exons: 6
Coding region: 323-2323 (666 amino acids)
Source: RefSeq, a predicted model, not a curated record
GAAAACCACAGCGAAUUUCAAAACCAGGUGCAUAAUGGCUCCCAAGGACCUGAAGUCAGAAGAUUUCAAGGAAAAAUCUGUAAAGCCCUUACUUGCAUAAUCAGAGUGGAAAAAAAUCCUUAAAGUUGGAACAAAAAUCACCCUAAAUAAAAUCUAAGACUAAAGGUCAUAUCCUCCCAACUACCACCACCUCAGCACAUCUGUCCCAUCUCCAGAUUUGUGCCCUCACAACCACCUGAAGCAUUUCUCAGGAGACAGAGAGGACAGAGCCACGAUGAGGAGCUCCGGGCUGUAGGAGGGAAGUAGGUCGCGCCCACUGAAAAUGCCUCUAAGGGACAAGUGCUGUCAGACGGACCACCAUCACCAUGGAUGCUGCGAGCCAGUAUAUAUCCUGGAACCCGGAGAUCCACCCUUGUUGCAGCAACCACUUCAGACGUCAAAAUCUGGUAUUCAACAAAUUAUUGAAUGCUUCCGAUCAGGAACAAAACAACUUAAACACAUUUUGUUAAAAGAUGUGGACACUAUUUUUGAAUGUAAGCUAUGCCGUAGUCUCUUCAGAGGAUUACCAAAUUUAAUUACGCAUAAAAAGUUCUACUGCCCUCCAAGUCUCCAGAUGGAUGACAACCUGCCAGAUGUCAAUGACAAACAAAGCCAAGCCAUAAGCGAUCUCCUAGAAGCCAUUUAUCCAAGCAUGGACAAGCGAGAAUACAUCGUCAAGCUAGAACCGAUAGAAACAAAUCAAAACGCGGUGUUUCAGUACAUUUCAAGGACCGAUAACCCAGUCGUGGUCGCAGAGUCAAGUAACACUCCCGAUCAGACCCUCGUAUCAACACAAGAACCUAGCAGCGAGCAGUCCAAAACAACUCCACCUCCAGAAGCCGAGGCAGAAAUUGUAGAAGCUUCUCCGCCUGAGGCGGUUGCCAGUGAAGUGACACCUGCUUCUGAGGAAAAGCCUCAGGAAUCACACCCUAACCUGGAAGCUUCUGAUAACUCCAGUUUGGGCCACCAGUUGAUUUGUUGUCUUUGUAGAAAAGAGUUCAACUCGCGCCGCAGUGUGCGUCGGCACAUUAGAAAAGUUCACAAGAAAAAAAUGGAAGAACUAAAGAAGUUCAUCGAAACCCGAAAGACUCCAAACAAGUCCUCCGCUAAAGGGCGCAACAAGAAUGUCCUAGUCCCGCUAAGUAGAAGUUGUCCAGUGUGUUGUAAAUCGUUUGCUACAAAAGCGAACGUUCGCAGGCAUUUUGAUGAAGUUCAUCGAGGACUGAGGAGGGAUUCAAUUACUCCUGAUAUAGCUACAAAGCCUGGGCAGCCUUUGUUCCUGGAUACUGUUUCUCCUAAAAAAUCUUUUAAGACGCGAAAACAAAAGUCGUCUUCAAAGGCUGAAUACAAUUUAACUGCAUGCAAAUGCCUUCUUUGCAAGAGGAAAUAUAGUUCACAAAUAAUGCUUAAAAGACAUAUGCAAAUUGUCCACAAGAUAAGUCUUUCUGGAACAAACUCGAAGAAAGAGAAAGGCCCUAACAACACUGCUAACAGCACAGAAAUGAAAGUAAAAGUUGAACCAGCAGAUUCCAUAGAACCUUCACCCCCUUCCAUUCCCCAUUCUCCACAGAAUGAAUCAAAGGGAACAAAUCAUUCAAAUGAGAAAAAGAACACACCGGCAGCACAGAAAAAUAAAGUUAAGAAAGUCUCUGACAGCCUUAAAUCAACCAGUCCUCAUGCUGCAGGUGGCCAGCAGAAAACCAGGAAACCAAAACUCUCAGCUGGCUUUGACUUCAAGCAGCUUUACUGUAAACUUUGUAAACGGCAAUUUACGUCCAAACAGAACUUAACAAAACACAUUGAGUUGCACACUGACGGAAAUAACAUUUAUGUUAAAUUCUACAAGUGUCCUCUUUGCACUUAUGAAACUCGUAGAAAGCGUGAUGUGAUACGGCACAUAACUGUAGUGCAUAAAAAAUCAUCACGCUAUCUGGGCAAAAUAACGGCAAGCUUGGAGAUCCGGGCGAUAAAAAAGCCCAUUGAUUUUGUUUUAAAUAAAGUGGCAAAAAGAGGCCCUCCGAAGGACGAAGUGAAACAUAACGAUUCAAAGCACCACGGCACCUCUAACUCUCCCAGUAAAAAAUAUGAAGUAGCCGAUGUUGGCAUUGAAGUAAAAGUUACAAAAAACUUUUCUCUUCACAGAUGCAAUAAAUGCGGAAAGGCAUUUGCCAAAAAGACUUACCUCGAGCAUCAUAAGAAAACGCAUAAGGCAAAUGCUUCUAAUACGCCCGAAGGAAACAAAACCAAAGGCCGAAGUACAAGAUCUAAGGCUCUUGUCUGGUGAGGAAUAGUUAGAGUUUUGUUUAUUUUCUGUCAGAGUUUUAAAAAAAAUCAUUUGGCCACAGUGUAUCACAGCUCCAUCUUAACUCAUGUAUCCACCUACCUUAUUAAGGCACUAGGAACUGCAGGAGAAUUGUGCGUAUCCUAUUUACCUCUUCACUGACCCUUUUCCAGUGUUUUGGGAACAGAAGUUAACUUGCAAGCCUCUCUUCUACAGGACAUUGCAACUUUAGGUGGCACUUUAGGCCAGUGCUCUCAUUUUAAUAUUGUAAAAUAUAUACCUUUACAUUGGCUUUUGUUUACAGUAGAAGUUGUAUGUUUUACUAACUUUGCACAGGUUUGGCUGAUUCAGUGACUUAGUCUACUAAUUAAUGCAUCAGUAGGAAAGUUACAGAACUACUAGUGAAAACUUGUGAAGGCAAUAAUUAUAGGAAGAGAUCUUUAAGAUACUGUAAUUGUUGUAAAAUUGAUUUAUGAUGGCUAAAUAAAGUGCUACACUCGGGAAAAAAAAUCCCUAAAUAUAAUUUAGAAUGAUCAGCAAUAACAAAGUGUUUAUAACUUUUUAAAGACUGUCUUCAGGGAAGGGUAGAAAUCUAGUAAAGUUUGGGUUUCAUUUCUUUGUGUUCUUUUGUUUGCUGCUUUUAGUUUAGGUUUUUUUGGGGGUUUUUUUUUUUGUUUGCUGUUUUUUAGUUUUGGAGAAGAUGGUAUUUGGAGAGUUCCCAAUGGUUUUUUUAUUCUUCCCUUCUUUUGUUCAAAUAAACGUUUUGAUGAUCAUUUCAAUAUAGUUAAUAAUUUUCCCAGGGGUUUUUGUGUGUAGCAGAAAGUAUAAAAAUGUCCCUAUUGGGAAAAAAAACCCAAGUUUUUAAAAUGAUACAAAUUUAAAAAUGGAAUAUAAAAUAGAGAAUAAAUUGUCCUAUUCUAUAUUUGUUUUUGCAUGUAAAUAUAUAUCUUUUUUAAAAAACUUUAUCUUCAACACUGGAGUGUCUCCUGUAUUAACGUUUCUUUUGAGUAAACUAGUUCUCGAUUCUGCUUCUAAAGCAGUUUACCAAGUUUGGCUAUUUGAAUAGGUUAUGUGUGGUUUAGGAAUCACAGUUCAAUAUAUAAAAUGCCACUUAGAGAUAUGUUUGGGUGGGUUACAAAAAUAUUGUAGCUCUAAAAGGAAGGGUAUCUUUGCUAUCUAAGCGAAAAAAAUUAUAGGCGAUAUCAUUUGGAAGUCAUUUUAGUAUUUUAAAAUCAGCUUUCUACUGGCAAACUUAAAAGUGUUCAUUUAUUCCCAUUUCUCCUCAGAUAACUUCAAGUGAUGUACGAAAAAGUUUGGAGUUCAUAUGUGUGGAAAGAUUUUAAAUUGGUGUUAGAACCACUAAUGUCUUCAAAUGGUACUAUGAGAAAAAAAUAAGUUUCCUAAAUAUUUGAAUUACUGCUCUUUUUUGAAUAAAUUAAUAACCAUUCUGACUACUUGUUUUUAAGACAGUGCCUCUUCCAGCACUUUCAAGUAGCUGUGAAGUUAUCCUAUACUCUGUCCAUCAUAAUCUAAACUGUUAACCAUCCUUGAACUUGGCCUACAGAGUCAUCACAAUGUAUUUUAUAAAAGAGGAAUAUGUAAAAUUAGAUUUUCCCCAGAAGCAGCAGCAAAGCUUUUUAAAUUUAGCCAAUCUACAGUUUAAGAAAACACAGUUGGGGCUGAUAAUUCUAAAAAAAUUGUCUGUUACGUUCAGAGUAGCUCGUGUUCCAUUUUAUUUGUCACCUUCACUAGUCUGAUUAUCAGUAUGAUUUCAGAUUUUUCUCCAAUGAAUGGGUGUAUGCUGAAAACCGCCCAUUACAAUGUAAAAGGACUGAAGUCUGCUAAAUAUUUAUAUUUGUCCUCACAACAGUUCAUGUCCAACUAAUUUCCCAGCUCUUCAGUGUACUGAAAACUUAACUGUACUAAAGUUACUGUAGAGAUCUCCCGAUCAUUUUCAUGCAUGGAUCAUAGUAUCACCUUUUAUUUGUAAACACAGGAGAUGUUUAUAAAAAUUACACAUUCCCCUAUUUUUUCUUUAAAUUUUCUACACAAGCACUUUAAUGAUAGAUGCAACUUAAUUUUUCAGUUUCUAUUUUUUUAAGGGCAACACAUUUACUAAUGUUAAUAUGAAGGUAGUAAAUAUCUUACGGAUAUUUUAAUAGAUACGGACAAUCCAUGCACAACCACUUCUUAUGAUGCUAGUUUUAUUUCUUUAAAUAACUUCAAAGGGAAGACGGAGGGGGUAAUCCCAGGAUAUUUUUUUCUCUCUCAAAUGACCACUUUAGAUAGCAUUUGAUAUUUACUAUAGAAUUUGCGAAAUGAUAAAUUCCUGUCCAUUUUGUAAUAAAUCCCAAUUUUAGCAAAAACACAAGCACACCUACCAUCAUUAAAUUUUUGGCAGGUUUCUGUGUGUCGAUAUUUUGUACUUUUAGAAAAUAUCAUUUUGUUUUUAGUGUUUUGUGUCAAAAUUACCACAAUUUGAAAAGGUACGCCAGAAAUAUCCCAUGUUUUUAUAUAGGUUUGCUCCUUUGCUAAGGAGGAACCCUGUUUCCCUAUAUAUACUUUUUGUAUAAAACCUAAAAAUGUUGAAGAUAACAAGGUCAUAAAAGUGAAAUGCUUCUCUAGCUAGAAAAACGUUUAGCCUUCCUAGUGCUUUGCACUGAAAUAUACUGUGAAAGGAAACUAGAAAGACUGUAACUGUUGCUGGAAAUGUUCUAUAUUGAAUGUACAUGCUCUUGUUUGGAUAAAUGUACUGUAUGUGAUGGAAAUAAACCAGACUGGAAGUCACUUCAGCUAAA